AAAGGCUGAAACGAUCAGACGGCUGUCCAAUAACAUAGCUGAUAUACUCAUCGGAAAACACAGAGAAUACAAUAUUUACGUGUCAUCAGAUGCUGAUGUCAAACUGGUGGAACAUUUUGCAGUCGGAUAUUGCUGUUUGGAACUAAAAUAGUUGACGUCAUGCCAACAAUUGUAAAUUCCAUAGCAACAAACAUGAGGGAGGACUUCACGAUUAUUCUUAUUCUGGUUUACGAACACGUGAUACAUUUGUAGUUACCAAACCCGGGUAUGUUAUAUAUAAAUGAACACAGACAUUCCUUAAUAACGUAAUAACAAAUGUGAUUUACAUGCCGUUAACACUACCGUAGUGUUUAUGCUAUUGUUAGCACUGGUUCACAUUUUGAUGAUCACAUCAGCUGGUGUCGAAGUAUAAUUCAAACGUGAGACGUGGAUAUACCAAAUAUGGAAUGUGUAAAACAUCCGGGUACCCCGAUAGUGUCGGCGUGUACUACGUGUGAUACCACUCUGGUUUGUUUGGACUGUAUGACUGACGAACUACACCAAGGUCACGUGUUCGGAAAACUACAGAAAAUUGCAAUUGAUAUUAAAACGGAUCUGAAGUCGAAGGAAAAGGAAGAUUUUAAACUGGAGACGAGCUUGAAAUCAGAUCUGAAUGAGAUAAGGUCGCUAAAAUCACAACAGGAAAAUAUACAAAAAGAAAGGGUCAAUUCAAUUAACACACUAAGGGACGUUCUAAUCGGGGCCAUAAACAAGAUCGCGGAUAUCUUAAUAUCGCAGUACGAGACUCAAACUCAAUGUAAUUGUUUUAAACUGCAAGACGCGAUCGAUGAUAUUUCGGUAAAAUUGAAAGAAGUGCGACGACACAGAAAGGAGGUGGAACGCAUCCUUGAUGAAAAAGAUGAUCUAGUAGUGAUACUCGAUUCACAAAAACUUAAAGAUUUUGACGGACAAAUAAAAUUAUUACCAGACUUAGACAUUAUCGAGUUUAUUAUCGGGAAAGUAAAUACUAAACAGCUAAGUCUCAUGUUCGGAGGUACAGCUGCCGAGAUGAAUAAACUGGUGACAGCAGAGGAAACUGAUGUUGUGGCAAAUAUGACACUUUCUAUGAAUCAAGGGUCCGAUUUCGUUGGUACCCUCAUACGUCAGGGUAGGGAACUUGUCCUAGAGUCUACUUUCAAACAUUCUGAUUCACAUUAUGUGCUUGAUAUGUGCAACGGCUCUCAGGGAAAGACAUGGCUAAGAUGUUGUAACGCAAAGGAAAUAUCCCUUACGGACAAACACGGACACGUACAGAAAUCCGUGAUAUUUGUCUCCAAUGUGAGAGGUAUAACAAACGUCACUGACAAUGAAUUGUUAACGUGUGGGUUGGAGGAUAGAGAUAUUAAAAGGGUCAUACUGCCCAGUGGACAGGUCACGUCAGUCUUCUCUACUGGGGGAUUGAUUCCUCAGUACAUGUCUACAACACCCAGUGGCGACCUAUAUGUGACACUGAUGGAUAAGCGUGACUACAAUGUUACUGCCAGUAGUGAGAGAGUACUGGUUCAAUACUCCCCACAGGGACAGGAGAAGGGCCGGGCUCGUUACGACAGACGGGGAGAUCCUUUGUUUGUCAGGCCGUUAAGGAUGAAGAUCAGCAAGACAGGUGACAUUUUAGGAGUGUUAAAUUAUACAGAUAAAGAUAACAAUCAUCUGGUUCUACUGAAUACAGACCUCACGUUACGAUUACGGUAUCUAGGUAACGGCAAGGCCGUAUCAGGGGAGGAGAAGUUUGAUGCUACUACCUACAAACCGGAGACGAAAUAUGCAAUCAACGACUUCACGUUUUACUCCUUCGAAAAUAUCAUCAUCGCUGAGGGCUACAGUAGGUGUGUACAGCUGCUGUCUAAAAACGGUGUCCUCAUACGUACCCUGUUACCGACACAAAGAUAUACACCGCUGGCCCUGACGAUGAAUGGUGACGAGAUGUGGAUUGGGGUAAAUGAUGGUAUUGUGAAAGUUUACAAGUGCAAGUGAUCAACUGCCGCACGCCGUACAUACGCUUAUAACACGUGACCGGAUGUGUCGUUUUGUGUGAAGUGCAAUUGCUGCUGUUAAAGGAGACGCCAUUGUUGAUCAGUUAGUUAUAACUGCUAUUUAGAAUAAUGUGAUUUAAAGAACUCCGCUGUAAUGAACUUUUCAGUAACAGCAGGUCAUGUACAUUAAUUAUUAAGAAUUUUUCAAAAUGGCUACUGAGACGAAGCAAGGGGGACUGGUUUUGUAAGCUUCGUCAUUGUGUUUACAAACCUUCCAAUUGUGAUAUUGAAAAGAGGAAUUGUUGGUAACAAAGAAACCGCUAACAGAUCCAUAUUACAUUUAGCCCUUCUGAAGCCACAUUGUCUGUUACUUUGAAAUGAAAUAAAUGAA
Messenger RNA from Mizuhopecten yessoensis (Yesso scallop), 2403 nucleotides. RefSeq lists its product as uncharacterized. The transcript is spliced from 3 exons. Lineage: Eukaryota; Metazoa; Mollusca; Bivalvia; Pectinida; Pectinidae. Bases 442 to 2013 code for a protein of 523 amino acids. The record is from RefSeq and is a predicted model, not a curated record.